Molecule: messenger RNA, 2444 nt
Organism: Tilletiaria anomala UBC 951
Lineage: Eukaryota; Fungi; Basidiomycota; Exobasidiomycetes; Georgefischeriales; Tilletiariaceae
Exons: 2
Coding region: 202-2247 (681 amino acids)
Source: RefSeq, a predicted model, not a curated record
AGGCAGAGCGAAACGCACGCCAGUGCGGAUCUUGGUGCUUCGGGUCAUGCUGUACUGGAAGGGGGUGAAAGAAUCAGGGAACCUGGUCCUUCAAUUCUGCAAACUCGAACUCGCCCAUCAAAUGCACGACCUCAGGGCCGUGGGCAAUUCCACUCUCAAUCCCAGUCUCAGUCCGAUUCACACACCCAGCUUUCAACGGGGAUGAAAAACGCGUCGUAUGAGAGCAUACCCGUUGCAACAGGUGGCACGAUGAAAUCGCUCCACAUUCCAAAGAUCCCACCCGCGCCGGACGCCAGGAACGCGGAACGUUUGAUACAGGUUGUACAGCAAGGUAACAAGAUACCGAAAGCCGCGCUUGGGGGCCAGCAACAGGGAGUAGGAGCAGGAACUAGGUCUCAGCAGGCUGUCUCUGCAGAGGGUCCUGCGCCAGCGCGCCGGCGUACCGCAGGCUUGCACCUAUCCUUCGCACCCGAGCAAAAGAGGGUGCGCAGACGAUACCUGCCAGAGGGAUACGUGCCCGGGGAUACGUAUCGAUCAUUGGACGAAUUUGUGCGUGAAGCGCGAGAUCGUCGACAUCGAGGACGACGGGGACGAAAAGAACGUGGAUCAUCAGGCUUGGCGGCAUCCGGGAAGAGUAGUGGUGGAGGUUCGAGACGCGGAAGUCGAAGUUCGGCAGCUGGCUCUACUGCCGCAUUGUCCAGUAGCAGUAGCAGCUCUUCUUCUAGCUCUAGCUCGUCGGAUAGUGGUUCGAGCUCGAGCUCUUCAAGCAGCUCCUCGGAAGGCGGAUACGGCUUGACGAUAGCUCGGCUACGGGCUUUCUUCGGAGACGAUUCCUCUUCAAGCUCAUCGUCUAGUUCCAGCUCUUCCAGCAGCUCUUCUUCGAGUAGCUCAUCCCGCAGAUCGGCGUCCGGUCAAUCGAUCACCAGCUCCGUCUCCGGUCGUUCAGCAAGAUCCUCGCGCAGUGGCCGCUCGCGACACCAGCAUCACGGCAGCAGCAAGAAUCGUAGAAGGAGCCGACGCAGGGCGGCAAGCCGCGCGGCAUCUAGCAGUCGCAGAUCGGCCAGUCCGGGCGGCUCACCCGUCUCCAUGCGGCACCUCAAUACAUCUGUCAUCGGACCAAUCGUGAAUGAAUUUGUUGAGCGUCGCCGACGCGGUGGAGGAGGACAGUCAUCGCGUUCUGCUCGCCGAGGAAUUAAAGCAGGCAAACAAGCAGCAAAGCGCGCCAAAGCUCGUGAGAAGCAGCUCAUUGAACAGGGUAUCCUGCCGCCGAAACCUAGCAAGCAUGCCAGGCACAAAGCAAAACGCGCUAAAGAGGCUGCUGGGGGUGUGACGCGCUACACAAUGUUUACUCCUGUUCCCCUCCCAAUCCCUUUACCGGGACAGCCGCUGUCCAUGCCCAAUACCGUGGCCCAAGGUCAAGCGGCAGGCAGAGCCCUCUCUGCUAAUCGAAGGCACACGCAUCGCACACACCAUAUGAGUGGAGUGGGCGCGGUCAGCGGAAACCUUCACCCUGCUGCAAAAUUCUUUGAGACCGGAGAAGCCAGCAAGGUACUGCAGACCAUCUCGUUGCUAGCUGUCAAGCAGCAGCUGUACGCAUUGCGCGCAACUCGCAGGCAGCAAGAUGCUGCAGUAGGAGACCUCGCUGGAGAAAGGAGCGAAAGGAGAGUGGAAGCCACCAGUGGUAACGAUUUCCGUAGUCACGCCUAUCGAAAGAGGAGCAACGACACUCGGCCGGCCUUGGAUCUAGAUGCAGAAGCCGGAGACCUCGCGUUGCCGCCUCCAGCAUUGGAUCUGGAAAAGACAGCACUAGAGAAUCUUUCGUCACACACCCGUGAUAGAGGCCUCUCCAGCAAACAAGCUUCACAGGAUGCUGCCGAUGACGCAGGGCGGGACGAGCGAGAGCUUGCGUGGCAACACAUGAGCGACAUCCCGCUAAGCCCCCAUAUCAACUUCGCACUUGAGUUCUCGCGUGGACUUUCGACUAUCCAUGCUCCAAUACCGUAUCCUGUCGCCUCUACAAUUACGGACAUCUCGAUGCGCGCACAUGCUCCUGAUGGCUUUGAUGCUUCCUAUCAUAAUACUUCAGCAACGACACCAACGGGUGUAGGAGCAGUCAAAAGCUCCUUUUCUCCGCCUCCGCCUAAGGAUGACUGGCCACAGACUCUAACGUUUUGCAACAGGAGUCGCGAGAAAAAGUGGAUGUGUUCGAGAAGUUGGGCUACUACUUCGUGGUCAUCCGCGCGAUAGACGAGCGCUACUUCCGCUACACCUCCGGCACUGCAUCCAACCCGGCAGAGACAAUCAAUGAAACUGCGUCGGCUACGCUCCCGAAGAUGAUUUUCAAAGAGGACAACGAUGUCAAUUCAUUUGAGAUGCAGGAACGCAACACCGAGAAGGUGCUGUCAAAGCUUGGCAGUCACACUGCAGACUCCCACAAAGAUCUA